Messenger RNA from Bradysia coprophila, 4523 nucleotides. RefSeq names its product solute carrier family 71 member 1-like. Lineage: Eukaryota; Metazoa; Arthropoda; Insecta; Diptera; Sciaridae. Gene Ontology annotation, cellular component: membrane. Gene Ontology annotation, biological process: transmembrane transport. The record is from RefSeq and is a predicted model, not a curated record. Gene Ontology annotation, molecular function: transmembrane transporter activity.
CAGUUGUUUUUUUUAUACUUUUCCACAGAGCGGGUCCAUAUUUCGGGAUAGUCCUAAAUUUCAUCCGUUUUUGUGAUUUUUCUUUUGUUUUUCAUUUAUUUUGAUAAUAAAUGGUUGUGCUCGUCGUAAUUUCCAAAUAAAUUCAACGAUUUUCAAUAAAAAAAAAUGAAAUACAGGAAACGUAGUCGGUGCCUAACUUUUGUGAUAUCGGCUCGGUUUAAUUUGGAUAACGCAACUCAACAUCAAAUUCGGCGGUGGUCAUAAAAUCAAUUGUGAACUAAAAUAAAUGUGAUUCGGUACAGCAAGCAAUUCAGUUAGUCAGUAAUGUAAUGGAAGACUGUGUUAAUAAGUUAAAACGAUGUGGUACAUAAGAGUUUAAAUUAAAUUAAAUUAAAAAUGGCAGAAAAUGUAACGCAGCAGACGCGAUUCACGGAAAACGAAGUAAAAAUUCGAUCAAACGGCGGUUUUAGUGCGAAAGGAAGUAGUUUAAGUUAUGGUGAUUUGGGACAUGUCGGUAGCCAUGUGGAACAGUAUACUCAUUCAAAAUCAUCUGGGCAACUUAGCGGUGUCCAAAACCAAAAUGAAAAUUCGAAUCAGCUAGCUACUGAAAAACAGUCAGCUACAACAACGUCAAAUUCAGCAAUUCCUCAGAUAAAAAAUUCUAAUUUGCUGUUGACGUUCAUGUAUCGUGUCUUCGAUCACUGCAAGAGUUCCGGAAUAGGAGAGCCUAGUGUUUAUCAUGCUUUAGUCGUAAUAUUUUUAGAAUUUUUCGCUUGGGGUCUGCUUACGAUGCCCAUCAUCUCAGUUCUUAACAACACAUUUCCACAUCACACAUUUCUGAUGAAUGGUCUCGUCAUGGGUAUCAAAGGAAUUUUAUCGUUUCUAAGCGCUCCCCUGAUUGGUGCUCUGUCAGAUCUAUGGGGACGAAAAUUCUUUUUGUUAAUAACAGUGUUUUUUACCUGUGCACCAAUACCUCUCAUGGCGAUAAAUACAUGGUGGUUUUUCGCAACGAUCUCAAUCAGUGGAGUAUUCGCUGUAACGUUUUCCGUAGUAUUUGCUUAUGUGGCUGAUGUGACGACAACUGAGGAUAGAUCCAAAGCAUAUGGAUUGGUUGGUUCAACGUUUGCUGCCAGUCUGGUAAUAUCACCGGCAUUAGGUGCAUAUUUACGUGAAGUAUACGGCGAUACUGUAAUAGUAGCCUUAGCAACCGCUAUAGCUGUACUGGAUGUUUUCUUCAUCUUAGUUGCUGUACCGGAAAGCUUACCAGAAAAAGUGCGACCCAGUUCAUGGGGAGCGCCGAUCAGUUGGGAACAGGCUGAUCCAUUUUCGGCACUAAGAAAAGCUGGACUAGAUCACACAAUUCUAAUGCAAUGUGUGACCGUAUUUUUGUCGUAUUUGCCUGAGGCAGGUCAAUAUUCCUGUAUAUUUGUGUAUUUAAAGCUGAAAAUGGGUUUUAGUUCCAUCGAGGUGUCAAUUUUUAUAGCAGUGAUUGGAAUAUUAUCAAUUCUGGCGCAAUUAAUUUUAGGAUUUUUGAUGAGAGUGUUUGGAGCUAAGCGUACAAUAAUAUUAGGUUUAGUAUUUGAAACAAUGCAGCUGCUCUGGUACGGGUUUGGUAGUCAGAUGUGGAUGAUGUGGGCUGCAGGUAUAUUAGCAUCACUAGGUUCAAUAACUUAUCCAGCAAUAAGCGCUUUUGUUUCAAUACACUCACACGCUGAUACUCAAGGUGUUGUUCAGGGUAUGGUCACUGGCAUGCGUGGACUGUGCAACGGACUAGGCCCAGCUAUGUUUGGUGUUAUCUUUUAUUUGUUCCAUGUCGAUUUAAAUGACAAACAAGCCGAAAUCAAUCACAUCGACGAUACAAUAAAAAAUGAAACAAUUAAUUCAAUGGAACAGUACACGGCAUUGGCACCAGGUCCUCCAUUUGUAUUUGGAGCGUUCAUGGUUGUUAUCGCUAUAUUGGUCGCUGUUUUCAUUCCAGAAGAGCCAUCCGAUCCAAUACGACGACCAUCGGGUGAGAAGAAGAAAAGAAAACAUUCCAUUUCCAGGGGCUUCAUUGGACAUACAUUAUGAAAUCGAACGGGGUCGAAAAGUAGCCGGCCCACUGUCACCGCUUAUGCAGCAAGACUCUGCGCAACUGUAGUUUUCACUUCAGCACGUGCAUAGCCAUGUAAUUAAGAAAAUCUAUCACAUUUUUAAAAUUAUAGUGUAUGGGUAAGGCAAGUUAAUUAAAAAAAAAACAAUGAAACUUAAUAAACAAACAAAAAAAUUAAAAGAAUUUAUUAGGCAAACACACACACACCCGAUAAAGUAUAUAAGUUAAAAAAUAACGAAAAAGAUUUCAAUAAAAAAAUUAAUAAUUUAUUGCCACGUAGCUGACGACAUUUUAAUGCAUUGUCGGUCAAUCUAUUUUCCAUAAUUUUCCUAUUGAUUUCGUUUAUGAAAAAAAAAAAUAGAAUUUUCUUCACAUAAAAUUAAGUUUAAAAAUGGAAACCUCUGAUUCGAAAAGUUAAAUUUUUCUUCUGCUUUUGGACAUACAUCUAGCUUACAUUACACCUUUGCAUUAAAUGUAGCCGUGUUAUUGAAUAUUAAUGUCGUCGUCGUGGAAGUACGACCUCAUAGUGAACUAAUUGCUGUUGUGCACGAUCUUAGGGUUAAAGUUUUGUGAAAAAUGUUCGCUCGCAGUUUACUGUAAUAGUGAAAAUAUUGACCAUCAAAGACCGGGUUCUUCGUUCAAUGAAAUGUUUGUUGAUGAAAUGAUGCAUUGUUCACAGGGAAUAUGUUUAAAGAAAUAAUUUCAUUACAAUUAGAGGCAGUGAAAUUUCAGCAUGAAUUUGCUUCAGCUGUUUUUCAGCUGAUGUACACAAACAAUAAAAACUGUUUAUACGGUUUUACGAUUACGAUUACGAUUAUUAAGCGUGUAGCCGCUUCAACCAAAUGUGGAUCGUGUGGAUCACCUGCAAAACAGCUGAUGCAAAUCCUUGCUGAAAUUGACUGCCUCUGACUGUAACUUCUAACAAAAAUGAUUUUCCAAAUUCCUAAAAAUUUCGUGGAAAUUUAUGGAAAUUCAAAAAAUUAUUUUUUCAAUAAAAUUGGUUCUGUUCUGCUUUUAGCAUAGCAAUAAGUAACUGACCUGUCUGUUUUCACUUUUAGAGCCACCGUUUCGUUCAAUUGUGAAACUUUAGCUUAAGAUUAGGGGUACCGCAGUUAAUCAUUACCGACUAAAGUCGUAAAACCUUUUUUUUUCAAUUUGUAGUUUUGAUUUUCAACGUUUUUUGACUGCCAACCACAUACCUCAUUUAGUAUCUUCAAUAUUUAAGGACAUUGGUUUUGUAUUGUAUCAUCUGUUAUAGACAGAACAGAAAAAAGUAAACGAUGACCUACGGUCUUAUUAUUACUCAAUCGUAUGCUGAAACGAAUGAAGUAUAGAAGAACAUUCGGCGAUACUUUAAACAAAACAAAUGUUAGAUUUUCAUAAUUAUACCGCGAUACGCCGUUUCUAACAGAUUAACUCAAAGUCACGCAAAUCGAGUUGUUAUACGUGGGUGCGAUAAUUAUUUCACUAAAUCAAAGCAAUACGAUUAAAUUUAACUACUUGUGACGAGUGGAGUGCUUCGAAUUGUUGUUUCUCGAUAAUCGUGGCACACACGAUCCAUAUAAAAUGUAUUAGCAAAAAUAGAAACAGUGUUUGUCGAAAACGCUGUAUUGUAUUCGAUAAAGAUUCUUCCUAGUCAUUAAUAAUUCAAUAAUCCCGAAAGUUUAACAAACACAGAGAAAACUGUGCUUUCGCAUGUGUAUACAACUGCCAAUUAAUUGCGCGUUAAAUAAUUAAUAUGAAUUUUCAACGGAAGACAGGCUAUAAUGAAGAAAAAAAACAUUUUUACUGCAUCCAUCGCAUCUCUGACAAGUAUUUUCAAUUUUUGAUUCCUUUUUGCAGUUUUGCAUCUUUAUUGCCAGAUGUUUAAUUCCGAAAAUAGUCCGGAGCCGUUUUAGGAAGAUAAGCAUGAUUAAUUAAAAACAAAUUAUUUGAUGAAAAAAAUUGAGGUCCUUGUGUUAUGGUGUAUAUGCUACGGGCCAAACUAAAAUCGUAUCAAUGACUUGACAAUAUUUUAGGUUCUGUGAAACCCCAACCAUUUGGUUCAAUCUCAACUGAGAAAUGUUUUUCUUUUAACUUUUUCGAUCGUUGCUCAAAGGAAGUCUCUUUAAUUUCCUACAAAUAAAAAUCUUCUGUCUUAACCCAAAUAACAUAAGGACUUUAGUAGACCAAAAAAAAGUAAAAAAAUGGAGAGCUGUAAUUGGAGGUUUUGAGUAUUUCUUUAGUUUAAUAAUUCAGAUGUGAAUAAGUCGAUUGAUUUCUUUAGAUUUUUUUUUUACAAUUUUAAUUUAAUUAAUGAAAGUCUUAAGAGCUUUAAUAUUAGAGAAAGCAUUAAAAUAAUGUUCGUAAUAUUAACAAAAACAAAGGGUUGAUUGUUGCAACUUAUAUUUUAGUCACUUAAUUUGAGUUUAAAAAACAAAAACAAAAAAGA